AUGCCUUACCCACUCCACUCCGUACUUUCAGUCCCGCUGUUUACGCACAUUUCCUCGAGAAAUACCGACGUACAUUGCGCAAUGGGACCCGACAUUGCACAAAUCGCCCUUUGCGACACACCUAGCGCCACAAUCCCUCGAGACUUCAUAGACACACAAAACGCUCUAAUCGCGUUGCACGAUGGUUGUUUUGCGCAGCGAUAUGCACUGACACGACUCAACCGCCUUCUACGCCUUGCCAACGACACUGGCGGCCGCGAUGAUAGUCUCCGGGCACCCUUAUGGCGGGCGUAUUUGUUGGCGAAAGCAAUCGAUCCUCGUUUGUUAGACCGUCUUUCGGAACGAGCGUGGGAUUUGCUAUGGAGUAUGCAGUCUGUCAAGUCGCUCAGUAACCGUAACCGCACCGCACACUUGGAACAGCUCUGUCGCGACAUGGAGAAGGUCCGAACGGCCACGACUGUUGGACAGAGAGCCCGAUAUCUCGAAAGCGUGUUUCUUAGUGGUAGGGAACGCGACGCCAUCGCCAAAUGGGAACAAGACCAUGUCUCAGGUCAUAGCCGACGAGAAAGCCCUAGGGCAGAGCAUAUGGAAAUUGGAGCCAAACUCCACGCGCUCGCCGGGAAUGUAGACCGCAGCAGGAACAUCAUGGACAGGCUAUUUCAACUCUAUCCUGCUUGGGAUACUUCUGUCAUGAUGACUGUAUUCCGCGCUCACACAAGCUCGGGGCUUCAAGAACACCAUCAUCUAGCAAAAAAGAUCUAUGACAAGAUGAAGGAUCAGAAAGGCAACAGUUGCACAAUCGAAGACUACGAUGCUUGGCUAGUGGGUUUCUUGGAAGCACGAAAUCUCGCCUAUUCAAAGCAAGUCUUCCGAGACAUGGUCAAGGCAGGUUGUCUGGCUGCUAGUGGGAAUACCGAGCGAGUGAAGCAAGUUUUGAAGAGACUGCACUUGCUUUAUCGCCUUGGCACGGACAUUUCUAAGAUGACGAGUAUCGCGCUUCACGCCAUAUCAGUGCUUCCGCCAGUCUAUCAUGGCCAUCUAUUCGGCGACUGGAUGAAGUUGGCCGUUGUUGAGAAGACACCCGAGGCGGCUGCUCAGAUUUUGGACAUGAUGAUGAAAAGAGGAUACCGGCCAGAAACAUUCCACUUCAACAUGCUGCUCAGAGCCCUGAUACGCACAAAAGAAACACCCAAUAUUCUAAAAGCAGAGAACAUAGGAUGGCGUAUGAUCGAUGCGGCCUGCAAAGCACGCGAGAGACGCCCACCUCCGGGUGUACAAACCAGGAGCGUCAACAAGCAUAUCAAUGUCAACGGUGUGGAUGCACGUACUGCACAGGGAGUUCCCACAGCCAAUGUCACUACGUUUGCCCUCAUCAUGCACCAUCAUGCCAAGAGCCUGCAAUGGGAGCAUGUGGAAUACCUAGUUCGUCAGCUCAAGGAAACAAGCAUUGAGCCGAAUGCCACCAUCAUGAACGUCAUCAUGGAUAACAAGUGUCGCCAAGGAGCAUAUAGCGAAGCAUGGCUGGUCUACAAAGCUCUCACCAACCCACAAGAAGGCAGUACCGGCGUCUUCCCGAAUGGCGCUAGUUUCCGUUGUCUCUGGAAAACGCUCCGCCUAGCACUUGGAGAUCACGCCACGCGGCAUGACCCUGGUCUACCUACGCCUCGCGAGCUCCUUAAGGAAAUGUCAGCUUGGUGGGCGCUCAGCGGCAGCCGCUACGACGCCGAUCGGUUCAAGAUGGGCCUCGCAGGUGCUGAUAGUGGGGCCAUAGCUUCACUCAUCAUGCACUGUUUCAGCUACACUCAAGACUUGGCUGGCUCGUUGGUCGCUUUGCAUGUACUACGACACAAGUUUUCCAUCUUCCCUACUGAUAAAGCGGCCCAUAUUCUGCAACGGCAAAUGGCUUGGGUAGACAUGGCGCGCGAAUCAGAAUCCGUGCGCAGCCAAUACUUCCACAGCCGCUCUAACAAGAAGAACACGGAGCGUGUGGUCAGAGUAUACAAUAUUCUAUUACAGCAGCGGCUGGAUAGGAUGAACCUCAAGGAGGGGGAGUAUGAGAAAUUGACCGACGAGCAGAUUGGAGAUGUCGGGUUGAACUUGUUAAGCGAGUAUGUGAGGGUGGUACUCAAGAGGAGUUAUCCACCUGAGAUUGUAGAAGCCAUGGUUGAUGCUGCCAGGUGUGCGGUGGGUCUUCCCGACUUGCCUACCGGGGAUAUGGAUGCUUUUGAGGUGGCUUGA
Molecule: messenger RNA, 2238 nt
Organism: Exserohilum turcica Et28A
Lineage: Eukaryota; Fungi; Ascomycota; Dothideomycetes; Pleosporales; Pleosporaceae
Exons: 2
Coding region: 1-2238 (745 amino acids)
Molecular function (GO): protein binding
Source: RefSeq, a predicted model, not a curated record